AUGCAACCUGCCUACAUAAUAUUCCUACUCUGGGAUCUAGACAGUCGGGCCUAUAGCUACACCGUGGAGGUGUCACUGGAUCGUCAAGUCUGGCGCAUGGUGUUCGACGCCAGUCAGAUGCACUGUCGCUCCUGGCAGACCAUCAAGUUUCCGCUGCAACCGGUCACCUUUAUUCGCGUUACUGGCACUGGAAACACCGCCAACAACUCUCGCCUAUGUCGUCGGUCGCGCAGGGGGCAACUAAGUCCGCCCCCUCCGUCGAUCCGUCUAACAGUUGCCGUGCCCCCCAGAGAGACUACACCCGGUGACGUCGUUUGGGCGUUGCCACCCCAGUUUUACCUCCCUCUUUCUCUCUGCUGGUGGUCCUUUUCAGGCCUGCUCCGAAAGUACGGUUUCUGUUUUGGCAGACAGCGUUUUUGUGAGUGCCAGGGUGGCCAUUGUUUGGACCUUGUCCUUUGUAAAACCUCCGAAGGCGUUGAGGGAGUAAAGGGGAGACAAAACCUCCACAUUCAUUCAUCUUUUUACUCUGCCUGGUGUUUCAGAAGCAGAAUAAUGCCUCCCUGA
Messenger RNA from Dibothriocephalus latus, 564 nucleotides. The record is from the annotation of a GenBank genome assembly. Lineage: Eukaryota; Metazoa; Platyhelminthes; Cestoda; Diphyllobothriidea; Diphyllobothriidae.